CGGGGUCGGGGGUGGGGGGGAAGGAGGUGGAGACGGUGGCAAUGGCGGCCGGUGUCGGUGCUGCGGGGUUUGAGGGAAUUACUGGGGCCCGCUGAUCCCGAUCGGGUUGUGUGUAUCUGUGCCCGGGGGGGGGGGGGGGUGUCAGAAUGAGCAGCCGUUACCCGCCCCGGCCCCUGCUGAGGCCGGCGGACGGCCUGGACCGGGAGCGGGAGGAGCCGGACUCCGGGCCCGAACCCGCGGGCGGGGAUGAGGAAGGGGACGGGGAGGAGGCCCCCCUGGACCCUGCCGGCCCUUCCCCCCGAUCGAGAGCAGCUCCCCUCCGCCGGGAAGGGGCGGCCGGGCCCGGGCUUAGCCUCCGAAGGUCGGUACUGACCGUCUGCGUCCUCUGUUACAUCAACCUCCUCAAUUACAUGGACAGGUUCACCGUGGCAGGAGUGUUGCCUGACAUUGAGGAGUACUUCGAAAUUGGGGACAGCAGCUCAGGAUUACUACAGACAGUCUUCAUCUGCUCCUACAUGGUGCUGGCUCCCAUCUUUGGUUACCUGGGCGACCGCUACAACAGGAAGUGGAUCAUGAGUGGUGGGAUUCUCUUCUGGUCCGUGAUCACCUUACUGAGCUCCUUCAUCCCGAAAAAGUUUUUCUGGGCACUGCUCUUCACCCGUGGGCUGGUGGGGAUUGGAGAAGCCAGCUACUCCACCAUUGCCCCCACUGUCAUCGCUGACCUGUUCGUGGGUGACCUCCGCAGCCGUAUGCUCUCAAUAUUCUACUUCGCCAUCCCCGUGGGCAGCGGCCUCGGCUAUAUUGUCGGCUCUAAAGUCACGGACAUCGCUGACGAUUGGCACUGGGCCUUGAGGGUGACUCCAGCCCUGGGCCUCAUUGCUGUGAUGUUGCUUGUGUUCGUGGUGCCAGAGCCACCGAGAGGGGCAGUGGAGCGACGGUCAGAACAAGCUCUCGUGAACACCUCCUGGCUCACCGACAUCAAAGAACUGUCUAAAAAUUACAGCUUCGUGCUUUCCUCGCUGGGCUUCACAUCCGUUGCGUUUGUGACAGGCACUCUGGCUCUCUGGGCUCCCGCUUACCUUUUCCGUGCCCAGGUAGUGCAGGGCACCAUGAGGCCCUGCACCAAGGGGACGUGUAACUCCCUGGACAGGUAAGGCCCCUGUUAUAACAG
This is a messenger RNA of Stegostoma tigrinum, 1171 nucleotides long. RefSeq names its product SPNS lysolipid transporter 1, lysophospholipid. The record is from RefSeq and is a predicted model, not a curated record. Gene Ontology annotation, cellular component: membrane. Bases 147 to 1154 code for a protein of 335 amino acids. NCBI's taxonomy places the organism in Eukaryota, Metazoa, Chordata, Chondrichthyes, Orectolobiformes, Stegostomatidae. The transcript is spliced from 7 exons. Gene Ontology annotation, molecular function: transmembrane transporter activity. Gene Ontology annotation, biological process: transmembrane transport.